UUUUUUGGCUGCUUUUUUUGUUAAUGAGCGCCUUUUUCUGGAGAUUUCCAUUUCCGUUUUCCGGUCCUUUCAUAAUUCCAGGCUCUAGUCCAUAUCGAACCGAAAAACAACAGAAAUUUUUUUCAGUUCGGUCAUAUCCUGCCAUAACCCAUUAAUAAUUCAAAUUUAUUUUGGUGAGUGUAUGUACAUUUCUAGCUGCGUAGUUGACGAAUAGGCAGACAAAGCCGUACAUUAUUAAAAAAAAUUUUAAAUUUUCAUUUAUUUAAUUUUUAUUUUCCUUUUUCAGCUUUAAAGUUUAUUUUAUUAGUAACUUUUUCUUUGAAGACACAAAUGUCAGAGAAAAAAUAUGAAGAAGGCGUCGAUCCAGUCACAUUUUUUCGCGAGCAAUGUGCACUUGAAAAGAAAGCAAUUAAUUUGAAGGAAAUACUCGAAACUUGUAAUGAACGUGUCCGAGCCAAUCCUGAUUCUGGGGAAUCUUGCCAUAUGGAAAUGACCGACUAUGUUCACUUUCUCGACCAUUGUGCAAUGCCUAAGGCUUUCAAACAUUUGAAAUGA
This is a messenger RNA of Meloidogyne enterolobii, 555 nucleotides long. Lineage: Eukaryota; Metazoa; Nematoda; Chromadorea; Rhabditida; Meloidogynidae. The record is from the annotation of a GenBank genome assembly.